Nerophis lumbriciformis (worm pipefish) is the source of this 2334-nucleotide messenger RNA. The record is from RefSeq and is a predicted model, not a curated record. NCBI's taxonomy places the organism in Eukaryota, Metazoa, Chordata, Actinopteri, Syngnathiformes, Syngnathidae.
AUGUCUGGAUUAAAGUUGUCCAGCGGAGGAAAAAGUACACGAAACGAAAGGGAACGCGGGAACAUGGGGAAGAAAAAAGCAAAGGUCAGGAGAUCCAGAGAAGAUGAUGAGAUUGAAAUGACAGGUCCAGUUUGCAGGCACGUUAGGAAAGGCACAGACCAGACUCUUCUCAAGAAGAUCUCGGGCAUGUUGGAUUGGACGUGUUGCCAGGACUGUAAAAAUGAAGAAAACAAGAACAUUAGCACCAAACCAUCUGCGGACUCUGACGACGACAAGGAUACGGUGGUGGAAGUGUGGAUGUGCAUGAAAUGUGGCCACAGAGGAUGUGGACGAAGCUCCAAGAACCAGCACGCCAUCAAACACUACGAAGCGCCCCGCUCGGAUUCGCAUUGCUUGGUGAUCAGUUUGGACAGCUGGAGUGUUUGGUGUUACGAAUGCGACGAUGAAGUGCGUUACUCCGGGACCAGUCAGUUGGCUCAACUAGUCAACGGUUUAAAAAAGAAAAGACAGCCAGAUCCUCCGCCGACAACACCAAAAGAAGGCAACGUUGCCGACGUGAGGCCGAAAAUCGUCUCUUUCAAGACUGAAGAAGACGAAGACAAGGAGAACGUGAGGACCCGGAGCUGCGAGAGGAGGCCCGCCAAGAAGGAAUCCAUGUCCAGGUCGGACGACGACAGCGGCGUACCCGUACGGGGACUCAGCAACCUCGGGAAUACUUGUUUCUUUAACGCUGUCAUUCAGAACCUUUCUCAAACGCAGUUGCUGAGACAAACUCUCAACAAAGUGAUGGAUGACAAGAUGAGCAUCAGCGUCAAACCUGCGUCCUCCUCCAAAUUGAAAACCAUCGUGGCCGAACUGGACCGACCCGGCUCGCUAACGACUGCGAUGAAUCAGCUUCUCAACGAAAUCCAAGAGUCGAAGAGGGACGUGGUGACGCCGCAGGAGCUGUUCACGCAAGUUUGCACAAAAGCCGCCAGGUUUAAAGGAUUUCAGCAGCAAGAUAGUCAGGAGCUGCUGCGCUACCUGCUGGACGGCAUGAGGGCAGAGGAAAGCAAAAGAGUGAACUCCGCCAUCACGGAAGCACUGAAAAAAUCAGGGAAACACAAAGAUGACGAGCAGCUCAAAUCUGUCGUCAAAGAGUACGAAAAAAACGGGUUGCCCAAGAAUUUUGUGGACCAGGUGUUCGGCGGGGAAAUGACCAGCACCAUCAUGUGUCAGCAGUGUAAAACCGUGUCGGUGGUCACUGAGAUGUUUCUGGAUCUUUCGCUUCCGGUUUCUGAUCAGGCAUACAGAAAAAAGUCCCAGAGUCAAGACAGCGACGACAGGCGGGAAAGUCUAAGCGAAGAUGUUCCUCCCGCUAGCAAGUACCAACAGAAAAAAGCCAAGAAGCAGGCCAAGAAACAGGCCAAGCAUCAAAAGCGGCAGCACAAACUGGAAACCCGAGUUAGCUUUAACAGUCAGCCGGCGGUUUUGAUACCAGAAGCCGCUAACGAGAUCGAUUCACGAGAUUUGGCGCAAACCUGCCGGAGCCGGAGUACCUCAGAAACCAAAGGCGACUCGGGCGGCGAUUCGUUGUCCGGAUUUGUGGACGACGAGGACGAUGAAUUCGCUCUGUUGGACCGGUUUGGCAAAAUCAGCUUGAACGACGCCUUCAUCGACUGCUCGGACACGGAGAGCGAAAACGAGGUGUUGGAGGACCAAAGCAAGGAGUACAUGGUGGUCAACAGGGACCCGGAGCUGGCUUUCCAGACUUUGGCUCGGAGACCUUCCCCAGACAAGCAGGAGUGCUCGGUGGAGUCGUGCCUCUUCCACUUCACCGAGGAAGAGAUUCUCAGUGAGAAUAACAGCCUGCUUUGCGUGUACUGCACUCAACGGCAGGCCGGCAAGAACAAAACUUCAGGUGCCAAAAAGAACGUCUACACAGAGGCCUCCAAGCAAAUGCUGAUCUCCUCGCCGCCUCCGGUGCUUACUCUUCACCUGAAGAGGUUUCAGCAGAACGGUUAUGGUAUCUCCAAGGUCAACCGACAUGUACCCUUCCCUCUGUUUCUGGAUCUGGCACCGUUUUGCGCGCUCAAGAGUAAGAACGUGGCGGAAGGCGAAACCAGAAUUCUGUACGGCCUGUACGGCAUCGUGGAGCACAGCGGAACCAUGCGGUCGGGUCACUACACGGCGUUCGUCAAAGUACGACCCCACUGCUCCAAAUUCAAGGGACCCGACGGAGAGGCUCCCCGCGGGUCGUGGUUCCACAUCAGCGACACCAGCGUGCAGCCCGUCACCGAGGGCCGAGUGCAGAGUAGCCAAGCCUAUCUCCUGUUCUACGAGAGAAUCCGCUAA